CUGCUCUCGCGCCGUCUCCACGUCGUCUGCUCUUAUCUUACCGUUUAUUUGUGUCUAUUGUUUGGUCAGAAACAUCAAGUUGAGGUUGAAACCGAGGUGAAUAUGCACGGUAUGUGAUUCAAGCACGCGGAACGAACGUGGAACGGACUGACGGAUUGACAGAUUGACGAAAAAAUGUUGCUGUACACGUUAAUUGGCGGCUACAUGCUUACUUCGGUGCUGCUGUUCAAGUAUCCCACCCUGCUACACAAGAAAAAAAGGGUGAAGUUUUUGUGCCAGCACAUCAGCCACCGGGGCGGAGCGGGCGAGAGCUAUGAGAACACGAUGUGCGCAUUUAGACGAGCAGUGGCUAUUGGAACUCAAAUGUUGGAGUUAGAUUGUCAUCUUACAAGAGAUGGCGAAGUAGUAGUUUCUCACGAUCACAAUCUUUUACGCAGCACUGGUGUAGAUAAAAAUAUUUCUGAAUUGGAUUACAAAGAUUUACCACUCUUAAAGCAACGUUUACCAAUUGAUUUUGAGCCAGAUGUCGAGUAUGUUGGUUCUGCGAGGGAAGAAGAUCGACGAUUUGCCUUGCUACGAGAGGUCUUUGAGGCAUUUCCCACUCUUCCUAUUAAUAUCGAUAUUAAAGUCAAUGAUGAUCGACUUAUAUCAAAAGUUUCUGACCUUAUAAAACAAUACAAUAGAGAGGAAUAUACAGUUUGGGGAAACUUUAGUGAUGAGGUCACACAGAAAUGUUAUAAAAUGAAUCCAAAUGUGAACCUACUUUUUUCAAUGCAACGUGUGACAAUAUUGGUAUUUCUCAUGUAUACUGGCUUGUUGCCAUUUGUACCACUAAAGGAAACACAUCUCGAAAUUUUCUUACCUUCAAUCUAUUUGCGACGCAAAGGCGGGCCUAGUCCAACAUUUUUACCACUGGAAAAAUUUGUCGUACGUACAAUUAAUGUACUGUUAAUGCGGCCAUGCUUAUUUAAUCAUCUAAGAGCACGAGGCAUACAUGUUUACUUUUGGGUUUUGAACAAAGAUGAAGAAUUUAAAAAAGCAUUUGAAUUAGGAGCAACUGGUGUUAUGACAGAUUACCCAACAAAAUUAAAGUUAUUUUUAAAAAAUCAUGCAAUGGAUUGAAUGGUUACAUUUUUAAAGAGUAUACACCAAAUAACUCAAAAUGUUGAGAAAAUUCGCAAAAUUAUUUAUGUUUGUAAAGAGAUAUCUACCACAUAAUAUGUGAAGAUAUGAGCUAUUAUAUGAAAAAAACAAAGUAGUAUAUUUUUUAUAAGCAAAGCAGAACUAUUUGCUUAUGUUCUGUAUAUAAAUGCCAAUUCGAUAAAUUUUGUCAGAAUUAUGACAGCUCAUACAAAUCGAUUCAUUAGCAAAAUUAUAUAUACAAUAUAUUGCACACACUGUAGUUUACUGUACAUUAAUCGUGCAAGCGUUCACUCGCGGAAUAAGAUUGCUCUGGCCUCAUAAAUCUCUAAUUCAUUAGUCUUUCUUCAUUUUUCUUGUCAAAGCAUAAUGAGGGUUUCUUUUUGUUUUUAUUGAAUUAUUAAUUUAUAAUAGUCUAAUACAUUAAGAUUCUAAUACAUUAAGUAUUGAUAAUUAUCAGAUAAUUAUAAUUAUACAUUAAUCAAUAUUACCAAUUAUUUUGCGCACAUGAGGAGCAUGAUUAAAUGAUAGUCAGUCUGCAAAUAAUAA
This is a messenger RNA of Camponotus floridanus (Florida carpenter ant), 1689 nucleotides long. RefSeq names its product lysophospholipase D GDPD1. The record is from RefSeq and is a predicted model, not a curated record. Gene Ontology annotation, molecular function: phosphatidylcholine lysophospholipase A1 activity; phosphoric diester hydrolase activity. Gene Ontology annotation, cellular component: endoplasmic reticulum membrane. Lineage: Eukaryota; Metazoa; Arthropoda; Insecta; Hymenoptera; Formicidae. Gene Ontology annotation, biological process: glycerophospholipid catabolic process. Bases 175 to 1122 code for a protein of 315 amino acids. The transcript has 7 exons.